Caenorhabditis auriculariae is the source of this 1858-nucleotide messenger RNA. The record is from the annotation of a GenBank genome assembly. NCBI's taxonomy places the organism in Eukaryota, Metazoa, Nematoda, Chromadorea, Rhabditida, Rhabditidae.
AUGCUUGGCGAGAUAGAGAGACGCCGAAGAAGCCGUGAAAAUGUAUGCGGUUCCAGUGUUUUUCGCUUCAAUUUACCGUUUUGAGUUCAUUUCUCUUUUAUUUCUGAUUCAAGAAUUCUUUUUGUCUUUCUCGGAAAGGUCGUCUUUUUUUCAUAGAUAAAAAUCUUCGUUUUUUGAGUUUGUAGGGAUUUCACACUUUUUCAGAGCUUUUCUAUAGUAUCAUAUUCAAGACAUCGAAUCGUGAAAAAUACAGAAAUUUUUCAGUUUUCCUUCCCUCAAAUUACCGUUCCAAGUUAUCAUGACAUAAUUUUUAUUGAGACCUUCGUUAUAAAUGUUAACUUUUUCAAAGAGAAUACAAAACUGAGGCUUUUCUUACAGUUUUUUAUUGAUUUUAAUAAAUACAGAACCCUCAAAUUUUCAAGAAAGACUUCGUAUACAGGAAUUUUUCUUCAUCUUCUCCAGAGUCCAAAAUGUUUUUUUUUUGCUUCCAAAGAAAGUUUCAUAGAAUAAUGUUUUCAUCAAACGUUCUUCUUCAGCCUGGAAGCUUUCAAGUUGUCACGUGAUUUUUCCCUAUUUUCAAAAACCUCCAUCGUUCAUAUCUUCUUUUCUUCCGUCUCAAAACCGUUAUAUUUCCCGGGAAAAACUCUUCUGAAAACGUCAAGUUCCACUUUUCCCGAGCGUGACGACUUUGGGUCGAUAGAAGAAAACUUCCUAGAAACUUGCGGUUAACCGCGGAAGCAACGGCGCCGCAGUAAUACUUUUUUUUUCUCCCGAUUCGGUAGCCAUUUUUCGCAACCAAAACGCCCAACACUUUUUCUUCCUUCUCGGGAUGGCCGACUAUAAAACGGCCGUUCUCAGGAACGAAAACAGUUCGGCAGUUCUGCUCGUCUCCUAGCAAGGUUUCCUUCCCUUUCUCUUUUUUUUCUGACUGGAGAUUUUUUCAGAUGUCUUACGCCGUUGUCAUAGCCGGAACGGCUUCUGUGGUCGCCACGAUGGCCCUUCUUCUCUCUGUUGGCAGCAUCAUCUCAGAUCUGACUGAGCUUCAGAACGAGAUCCACGAUGGUCUUAAUGACUUCAAGGUAAUUUCUUUUGAAAAUCAUCGGAUUGUAAAAAAAAUGGUGGAAUCUUGCAGGUGCAAUCCGAAGUGACUUGGUCGAAGAUUCUCCACCUCCACAGCUACCCAACUGGAGAAGUCUCCGCGCCACCAACCUACAACACCUUGUUUGGACGCCACAAGCGUGACAACAGCCAAUGCCAGUGCGGACCAACUUCUCAUGGAUGUCCAGAUGGACCACCAGGGCCCCCAGGACCUGACGGAAACCCAGGUCACGAUGGAACACCAGGAGCGCCUGGCAAGCCUGGCCGCAGCGGAAUCUCUGUCCUCACCGGCGAUCAUUCUUCCGACGAAUGCAUCUCUUGCCCAGCUGGACCACCAGGACCGGCUGGACCUGACGGAGAAGCUGGACAAGCUGGAGCCGACGGAAACCCAGGACAACCAGGAGCGCCAGGAGCACCAGGAGCCCCAGGAGCUGACGGACCAGUUGGAGACAGCGGCAAGCCAGGCCACAUCGGAAACCGAGGAGCGCCAGGACCAGCUGGACAACCAGGAACUGUCUACGCUCGCGGAGUUCCAGGAAAGCCAGGACAUCCAGGAGAGAUCGGACCAGUUGGACCAGCCGGAAACCCAGGAGCUCCAGGAAACGACGGAGCCAACGGACAAAACGGAGAGCCUGGAACGCCUGGACAGGACGGAGCUCCAGGAGCCGACGGCAACCCAGGAGGCCCAGGAGUCGACGGAGGACCAGGACCAGAUGCCGCCUACUGCCCAUGCCCUGGCAGAACCGUCUUCGCCGACUAG